UCUCUGAUCAAAGGGAACAGGCGUGCUGAUCUCUUCAAUCUGUUGUAGCAUCUUCUUCUUUAUGAGAACUGUCCUCCCCUCCGUUAUUACUGCUAACACCUCUAUUAGUGCUGCUUACAGUCAUCUCUCUCACCUGACUUGCUGCGGCUUUACCAACAGCUUACCGCACUUCUUGCCCACUGCCGCUGGCCCCUAGCAGCGGCCUUCUACCACUCCCUGACGAUAGAACCCAUUGAAACAUGCUGUUAGCGCAUACUAGUACUAACGCCUCGCGCUUUUAGACGGGCAGCGAAGACAGGAAUACCACUAGUCAGGCCAUAACAGGCCGUCGCGACCACCCGCAAUCGUCGCGGCAAUAGAUUCCACGAAUUGGCGACGCGUCUUAAAAAUAGUCGAUGGACCGACGGAGAAGUGGCGACCGGGCUUCCCCCUGGGUAGCGAAGCGCUUCAGCAUCUAGCAAGGGGCGUCAGAACGUCACCUUUCUUGUAACGUCACUCACAUGAAAUCUAGAACCAUAGCUUAACGCGACUUCAGUCCUGGAUUGAGCGUACUUAAGAGCACCAACAGAGAUUCUACAUCCUCCGAGAGUCUACCAACUCCACUAUCGAGCAUCCCGCUUACGCACGCGCACCUAUUUCGUUCGUGCACUAAUUACGGCCUGCCAUUCCGAAGCGCGCGCCCCCACCCAAGCGGCAAAGCUCUUUCCAGAAAAGGUCGCUCGAUUUUUUACGCCUCUCAGCCGCUUCACAGCAGUUAUUGACCGGCGCCGGCGUUGCAACAGCACCAUACACCCUUCCGGGAGUUUCGGAAGUGACUUUUGAGUCGACUCAAAAGUCACUGCACGUGUUGAUCGGCGCCGGCGUUGCAACAGCACAAUACAUCCUUCUGGGAGUUUCGGAAUCCGCUCUUCCGCUCUUCUGUCCUUCCGACCUCCGUCCUUCCGUCGCAUCACCAUACGACCCUCCGACCAUUCUACCAUCAUGGUGCCGUUCCGUCGAAAGCGGCUCGAGCUCCAUCCUCAACUCCGUCGUUUUUUUCUCUCCGCAGCGGGGCUGAUUAUCCUCUGCUUAGUAGCCGCCGCAGCAGCCGCAGCGGCAGGAACAGCCGGCGGCGGCGGCGCUAGCGGCGCGGGCAGGAGACUGCUGUCCGCGGAAGAGCGAGCGCGGCUGGCGCAUGCGCGGAGUCGCGCGGAGCAGCUCGCACGGCUGGGGAUGGUAGGCGUGCGCGGAAGAGAGGCGCAAGCGGAAGCGGCGCAGCGGAGAGCGGCGGCGCGCAAAGGAUACGAUCGGCUGGUGCGGAAGGCGCGGAGAGCAUCGGCGCGAGCGGGGGACGAUUGGUGCCGCGGGCUGUCGGACGGCCUCCAUGGGGACGCGCGCGCGCACCCGCCGCUCAGGGCCUACUUCCGCUGCUCGAGCUUCUCACUCGCAGGACUCUUCUUCUGCCCGGGGGCUGCCCGUUUCGACGAGGAGGAAGGGCGGUGCGUAGAGGGGAGGAGGGCUGCAGAGAGCGCCGCUGCUGGGGAAGAGAUGGCAGCUCUUUGGAUAGGCAGCAGUAGCAGUGGCAGCAGCAGCAACAGCAGUGGGAGGAACCGGGGUUACAGUGAGGAGGAUGACGUGUAUGGGCCUUCUAGGGCCGCUGGGAGGGCGCACAAGGGGCUCACAGGGCGCAAAGACGGGAAAGCAGGCUUCAGAAGGGCGUCGCUUGAGGACGCAGCACGGACGGAUGGCCGGAGCUUGAGUGGGAGUGAAAAGAGUGUGCCCAGCAGUAGUUCUUCUGGUGCAGGAAUCGUCCUGGAUACAGCUGCCGCUCCUGCUGCUGCUGCUCCUGCUGCCGCUCCUUCUUCUCCUGCUCCUGUCGCCCCUUUGGUCGACCCGCAAGCAACAGCUGAGUUGAACGCCCUUUUGGCGUUCAAAGCGUCGAUCAUUGACGUCAACAACGUGCUCCGCUCGUGGGUGGUGCCUCGCCAUGCCACCAACUCCACCGACCCGUACUCCUUCGUCUGCCUCUGGCGCUUCGUAGCCUGCUCCAACCCACCUAAAGCCACAGCAGCAGGAGCAGGAGCAGCAGCGGCCCCACGGCGUGUGAUGGCAGUGCAGAUAGAGGAGAACGAUGAGGGGACUAUCGGCAUCAUUAUGGCGUCCACACGCAACAUCACAUCAGCCAUUGCUAUGAGCGUGGAAGACAGCACGAGUGGCUUUCUCAGUGAUGGCAGCAGCAGCAGCAGCAGCAGCAGCAGCAGCAGCGGCGGUGGGGGCAGCAGCAGUACGGCCAUUCCUCCUCUUCUACCUCAGGAGUUUUCAUCCCUAACGGCUCUCCAAAAUCUCACCAUUAAAAACUCUCAAGACUACCCUGUUAUUGCCGGCCUGAUUGGAGCCUUCCCAACCCAGCUCUCCGCCUGUUCCUCUCUGCGCAAGCUAGACCUGGCGUUUCACCGCAUCAUUGGAGGGAUACCAGACAGCAUAUCGCAGUUUAAGAGCCUCAGGGAGCUGCGUCUUGAUUUCAAUCUGAUCACAGGAAGUCUCCCUACAGGCCUCUUUUACCUGCCCAGCCUGGAGAGUCUAGAGCUCCCCAACAAUGCGAUUUCGGGGUCUAUUCCGCCGCAAGUCUCCCUCCUAAGCAAGACACUUAUGCACCUGGACCUGAAUCAUAACCAUCUCUCGGGCAGCCUGCCCGAGGAGAUCGGGCAGCUGAAAAAACUCGGCAUUAAACCCUUCAAUGCGGGCUUAUCUCUCCAGAACAACAACCUCUCCGGCUUGCUCCCAGCAUCCAUCUCCAACCUCCACUCCCUGCAAUGGCUCGACCUCAGCUACAACCAGUUCUCCGGGUCUCUCCCCCAGGGAGGCGCAUUCCUCUCAACCCUCUCCCAGCUUGCGAUUCUCCAAAUCUCCUCCAACCACUUCACCGGGUCGCUGCCGCUCUCCUUCGCCUGCACCACCAGCGUUUUCGCUCUCUCCCUGGCUGUCAACCAGUUCUGGGGAACGCUGCCUGGGAGUCUGGACGCCUGUGCUCCGAUGCUUACGGAUCUCGAUGUGUCGAGCAACAACCUCACGGGACCCCUGCCGCCUACCCUCUGGAAAUCGCUGGAAGGUGCUUACAUGCUGGGACGCUUGGUGUUUAGCAACAACAGCUUUUCCGGCAGCCUGUCGCCUGCGUUUGCAGGGAUUGCAACGCUCGCGCUGUUCGAUGCUGGCAACAACAAUCUGUCCGGUCUGCUGCCUGACUUGAAAUCUUGUCCGAUUGCCACCGCGCUGAACAGCAUAUACCUGGGGAACAAUUCGUUUUCGGGCAGCAUCCCCCCGGGUUUCGUCUGCAAGCAACUGCAGUACUUGGAUCUGAGGAACAACUCUCUUUCCGGUGACCUGCCCGACGUCCUCGUGGGACUAAACAGCGGGCAGCUGAAAAACAGCACAACUGCACCAGCAGCAGCGGCAGCAGCAGCACCAGCUAUUCUCAAGGCAUCUCCUCAUCUUGCUCAGCUGAAUCUAAGCCACAACAGUUUCAGGGGGCCCAUCCCUCUGGGCGGCAACUGCAAGAACCUCAUUCACCUCCGCCUAGACCACAACAACUUCUCUGGUCCUGCUGCUCCUGGUGCCUUAGCCACGUGCCGCAACCUUAACUACUACGAUGCUUCCAGCAACCAGCUCACAGGAACGGCAGCGGAGGUGGUCGAUAAACUGACCCGCGUCGUGGGUGUGGUGUCGGUGCGGCUUGGUGGUAACCGCAUCCAGGGGGAGAUCCCUCCGGCCGUUUCAACUUUGAGCUCACUGAGAGAGCUCAACCUGUCCGGCAAUGUGCUCUUGGGAUCAAUUCCUGACGCACUCUCUUUGCUGAACCGCCUGCAAGUGCUGGAUCUGAGUGGCAACAGCCUCUCCUCCUCCCUCCCCUCCUCCCUCGGCUCCUUCCGCUUCCUCUCCCUCCUCGACGUCAGCCGCAACGGCCUCUCCAGUUCCAUCCCCCCCCAGCUCGCCCCGCCCUUCCUGCCCUUCCUCGCCCUCCUCAACCUCUCCCACAACGCCUUCUCCGGAGCCAUUCCCUUUGGUUUCUCCAACGCCAACACCACCGCCACGGCGCUUGACUUCUCUUUCAACCGCCUUUCCGGGGAGAUCUACCCCGGCAACCUCUCCCUCCUCCCCGCCUCCGCCUUCGCCGGAAACCCGGACUUGUGCGGCGGGGCGGGCUACCCCGCGUGCCCGACCCCCCCCGGGCAAUCCCUGUCAACAGGGGCGGUUGUGGGGAUUGUGGUGGGGUGCAUGGCGGUGCUGGUGACGCUGGUUGUAGGCUUGUGGUACUGGCUGUUUUUCCAGCGCGCGUCGGGGCUGGAGGGCGGCACGAUGCUGGUAUUUGAGCGCCUGGACUUCAAGCUCAGCAUCCGCUCCAUCGUUGACGCCACCGACAACUUCAGCAACAAGUUCCUCCUCGGCCGGGGGGGCUUCGGCUCCGUCUACAAAGCGACCCUGGCAGACGGGCGGGAUGUGGCGAUAAAGCGGCUGGCAGUGGGGUCGACGCAGGGGCAGCGGGAGUUUGAGGCGGAGAUGCACACGCUGGGGGCGGUGCGCCACCGCAACCUCGUCGUGCUCGUUGCUGCCUACCUCUCGCGCCCGCCCUCGCAGGAGCGCCUCCUCAUCUAUGACUUCCUUCCGGGGGGCUCCCUCGACCACGUGCUUGCAAAAGACAUGCCCACAGGGGAUGGGGAUGGGAGCGGGGAGGGAGGGGGGAAGGGGGCACCUCCCCACCCCAUGCGGCAGUGGGAGGUGCGACGCAACAUUCUGGCGGGCACGGCGCGGGGGAUGAAGUACCUGCACCACAACUGCAUCCCGGGGAUCAUCCACCGCGACAUGAAGCCCGCCAACGUGCUCCUCACUGACUCCUUCGAGGCCAAAGUCGCCGACUUCGGGCUUGCGAGGGAGAUAGAAACGGGCAAGACGCACAUGAGCACGAGCGUGUUCGGGACGAUCGGGUACUUGGCUCCGGAAUACUCGCAACGGGGCCGGCUCUCGUUCAAAAGCGACGUCUUCGCGUUCGGGGUGCUCGUUCUGCAGGUGAUUACAGGGAAGCUUCCCACAGAUGAGGACUUGGCUGAAAGAGGGUUGUCGCGGUGGGUGGGGGCGAACCCGAUUGCGAACAUUGUGGACCGUCGGAUCGACGACCGCGAGAAAUUUAUGGACGAGAUCAAGGCGGUGGUGACGCUGGGUCUGCGGUGCACGUCUCGCGUGGCGGCGGACCGCCCCUCCAUGGCUGAGGCGCUGCAGCUGCUGGAGGAGCUGAGCGCCUUCGCCCAGGGGAUGGGGGGGGAUGGGGAGAAGGGGGGGUGGGGUGGGGAAGAGAAGGAUGCUUGAGAAGCUAGUGCCUUCGCCCAGGGGAUGGGGGGCGGCGAGGAUAAGGGGGGGGCAGGUGCGGAGGGGGAUGCAGGUGGGGAAUAGAGAGAGCACGAGUAGGAGGGCGCUGAAGUAGUAGGAGCACGAGAAGGGGGGUGGUGGGUGGGGAUGAGAAGGAUACUUGACGAGCUGAGCACCUUCGCCCAUGGCAUGGGGAAUGGGCAGAGGAGGAGAGAGGGAAACAAGAGGGAGGGAAUGGUGGUGCCGAGUAGAAGGAGCGCGAGUAGGACAGGGCUGAAGCCGCUAGAAGAGAUGAGCGGCUUCGCCGGCUCUGUGCAUGGGGGAAGAGGAUGGGGAGAGGAGGUGCGGGGGGAGGGGAAUGGAGAAGAGUAGAUGGAUGAGGGGUAGGAGAAGGGGUGGGAAAUAUCAAUAGGAGACUAGUAGGGAAGGAGAGAGUGUGGGGAUACUGUGUGGGAAGGAGGUGUGGGCUUUGGGAGGGUGCUGUUUUGGCAGAAUGGCAGAAGGGAGUGGUUGUGGUGGGUGAGAAGGGUUUUGUUCAGCAGGGCUUGCUUGGGUACAAGAUGCAGCGGCUAAUUGUGACGACUUUCCUUAUUGUGGUACAGUGCACCCUUGUCUCAUGCUCUAAGCAUAAUGCAGCUAGACACUGCGGUAAAUGAGGCUGCAAGUGUUCAAAUUAUAUUUUAUAUAAUUGUAGGCUUGAUAGUUGUGCUACUGCAUCCCACUGUAGAGGGGAUAACUCCCCUUCUUGUACCUGAUUCUCUUCUAGUUCAAACCUCUUCUCUCU
Messenger RNA from Closterium sp. NIES-67, 6121 nucleotides. NCBI's taxonomy places the organism in Eukaryota, Viridiplantae, Streptophyta, Zygnematophyceae, Desmidiales, Closteriaceae. The record is from the annotation of a GenBank genome assembly.